Messenger RNA from Plectropomus leopardus (leopard coralgrouper), 3027 nucleotides. Its product is annotated as histone-lysine N-methyltransferase PRDM9-like. Gene Ontology annotation, molecular function: protein binding; DNA-binding transcription factor activity; histone methyltransferase activity. The record is from RefSeq and is a predicted model, not a curated record. Gene Ontology annotation, biological process: regulation of transcription by RNA polymerase II. Lineage: Eukaryota; Metazoa; Chordata; Actinopteri; Perciformes; Serranidae.
UUGGUCUCGGAUAGUUUUGUUUCUGACAUGUCAGCUAACGGCUAAAACCGGAUUUAACGGCAGCUGGCGAACAAAACAGUGUGAGGAGUGUAUCUUUUGUGAUUGGAAGUCCGCACUCAUGUCGGGCAGGAGCACCGGGGUGGAGUGGGUUGAGACAACCGAGGAGGUUGUUAUUGCAGAGGAGUGCCUCCCCCCUGAGGACAACAAUGCUGCAGUGAUACCUGUUCUAGAGGCAGCAGAAACUCCAAUCCAGAAGUUACUGGACACAGUGGGACAUGGAGACAACCCAGAGGCUGACGGGGGCUUUUAUUGCGAGGAGUGUCUGACUCUCUUCCAGGACCAGAGUGACCCCGCUAACAUUAACGGCCCAUCUUUUAUUCUUGACUUUCCAACGAGCAUGGGUCUCCCCCAGAGGGCGCUCCUCACUCUGCCCUAUGGCCUGAUGAUCGGCAGGUCCAGUAUUCCCAGUGCAGGAGUCGGGGUCAUAAAUCACGGACCGAUAGUGUCUCCGGGGAUGCAUUUUGGACCAUAUGAGGGGGAAAUGACGACAAGGGAGAAUGCCAUGGCAAGUGACUUCUCCUGGGAGAUUUACAAAGAAAAAGAUGAGUAUGAGUACAUUGAUGCUGCUAGAGAGUCACACUCAAACUGGAUGAGGUACAUAAAUUGUGCUCGUCACAAAGAAGAGGCAAACCUGCUGGUGGUCCAGUACAAAGGCAGCAUCCUCUUUCAUUGCUGUCGCACCAUAAACCCUGGAGACGAGCUCAUGGUUUGGCCCAGCAGCAAACUUCUCGCCCAGUUCAGUGAAGCCUGGACUCAAGUGUGGGUGAUGAAGCUGAAUGCAGCAGAAAGUAAUGCAACUGCAGCCUCUCAGAUCUUCCCGUGCUCCCACUGUCAGCUGUCCUUCACCACAGAGUCCUUCCUGCAGAGACACACAGAAUGUUUCCACGCCCAGCCAGAAGAGGGUGCUACAACACCAGCUGCAGAGACGGCUGAACCUGAAAAUCCUGCUUCAAAUGCCGACUCAGGUCACUCUGCUGCACCCCUGGUGGUUUUAGCUGUUGAUCCUGUAGAGUCUAAAACGUGUGGUGAUUGCGGUAAGACUUUCAAACAAAUACCUCACCUCAGGAGGCAUAAGCUUUGCGUCCACUCAAACAGACGUCCGUACUGCUGCCCACACUGCAGGAGAAGCUUCAGCCAGGCGUCUGGCUUAAUCCGACACCAGCUAGUUCACAGAAAACAAGCUGGGAUAAAAGAAACAAACAGUCCUAAUCAGGACAAAAUUAUUAGUGAAAAGGAAGAGAGUGAGACACCGGGAUCUGAAGUUUUAAACACUGCUGAUUCAGCUGUAACCGAGGAAACAACAGAUGUGAAUGAAAGCGAGAAUGUGCAAGAAGCUAUGGACAUAACUGAAACUGAGAACGCUGCUGCAGGAGAGGCAGAAACAUCCCAGUUCAGCUGUUCGCACUGCGGUAAGGGCUACACAAACGAAGCCACCCUAAAAAAGCAUAAGUUGUAUGUUCAUGAGAGGUUGCGUCCGUAUGUCUGCACCGUGUGUCAGAAGUGCUUUGGCCAGUACAACGACCUGACCAGGCACCUGCGGAGUCACCAAAAACAAGGCAAGAUGGGAGACAAACUAAAUGAGGCUUCAGAGGAAUCUACAAACAUGCCAUUUAGCUGUACUGAGUGUUCGCUGACUUUUUCAGCAGUGGACGCCCUUCAGCAGCACAUCACCGAAAGUCACUCAGAGACAACAGUGGAAAAUCAUGAAGAAGAUCCACUGCCUGCUGACGAUGAUGAUCAGAGUGAGGAUCCAGACUUCAGUCCACAACCAUCAGUGGCUAAAACUGUCCAAAAAUGUCAGAGGCCUCAGCGGCUCGGAGCUGGAUCCAAAAUUUCUGCCAUAACGAAGCUCAUAGCUCCAAAACGAAGAGCAGCCAUCUGUAAGAAGCCGUUGCGAAGCUCCACUGAGCCAGAAGCACCUGCUGCCAGAAAGUUAACAAAAUACAAAUGGUUCAGCUGUAGUCGCUGUAAACGGACAUAUGGAAACCCAGACGAUCUCAAAGCACAUAAGUGUGCCUUCAAGCAGCUCAAGUGUGGUCAGUGUGGGGCAACCUUUAGUAAGUCUGGCUUCCUGAAGAGACACGAGCAGAUGGUGCACACAAAUGCAAAAUCUUGCAGCUGUGAGCGCUGCGGAAAAGUCUUCACUACGUCGGGGAACUUAAAAAAGCAUCAGAAGAGCAACACAUGCAUGAAAUAUCACUGCACGUCGGAGCCUUUCCCGUGCUCGUUUUGUCAGUUCUCUUUCACUAUAAAGAGCUACCUUAUAAAACACAUCAAGAGGCAUCACCCGGUGGAGUACCUGUCACACUGCGAUUCAGAAAGCCUUGUGGAUCAGCUGGAGGAAGAGGAGGAAGAGGGAGGGAAAGAAUACGUGUGUCCUCAUUGCGGGAAGAGCUGUGCAAACGCCAAAACAUUCAAAGCUCACACGUGUUUCCAGCAGGUGAAGCUGCUGUACUUGUGCACCGACUGCGGGAAGGGCUUCACAAACCACUACGGCCUCAAGCAGCAUCAGCGCAUUCACACAGGAGAGAAGCCGUACAGCUGCCCCCACUGCAGCAAAAGCUUCUCCUACACCGGCCAGCUCAACGUGCACCUCAGGACUCACACAGGAGAGAAGCCGUACCUGUGCACACACUGCGGGGAGAGCUUCCGGCAGUCAGGAGACCUGAAGCGACACGAGAGGAAGCACACGGGGGUGAGGCCCUACAGCUGCCCCGAGUGUUGUAAAAGCUUCAGCCGGCCGCAGAGUCUCAAAGCUCACCAAAUGCUUCACCUGGGACAGAGGAUGUUCAAAUGCACCCAGUGCGGGAAGAGCUUUUCCCGAAAUUAUCAUCUCAGGAGACAUCAUCAGAAGAUGCACUUGUAGUCACAUUUUUAGGACUUUGGAAGGAGCUUAAAUCAUUGCCGGUAGCCCCACCUGCUCCUGAAGUUGUCCAGACUCCUCUUUCAGAAGAGUGGCCUCGGCUC